AUGACAGUGGUUAUAAUUGUUUCAUUUGUUCUCAGGAGCACCUAUGGAGAGUUUUUGUACGUGGAUCCAACGGUCACAGAUUUGUGGAUUAGUUUCACACUGAAUGGAAGUAAGCAGGACCCUCCUCCAAGUUUCAAUACAAAGACCACAACCCAGGACUUCCUGAUGGUCAUCCUUGCCCUGGUGGGGCUGGGAGGAAAUGCGGUUGUGCUCUGGCUCCUGGGCUUCCAGACACAGAGGAACGCUUUCUCCAUUUACAUCCUCAACUUGGCCGGCGCUGAUUUUCUUUACCUCUCCAUCCGCACUAUAUUCUGCCUCCAGAGACUCAUCAACAACUUUUAUGAUGUCUUCUUAGACAUCCCUGAACUUUUACUCACUAUGUUUUUUUGUGCCUAUAUUGCAGGCCUGAGCCUUCUCAGUGCCAUUAGCACUGAGCGCUGUCUCUUGGUUCUGUGGCCCAUCUGGUACCGCUGCCACCGUCCCAAACACAUGUCAGCUGUCAUUUGUGCCCUGCUCUGGGUUCUGUGCCUGUUGCUGAGCAUAUUGGAAGGAAUGCACUGUGGCUUGCUGAUUUGGAAUAUAGAUGAUUACAUGUGCCCGCUAUUUGAUAUCAUCAUCUGUGUAUGGCUGCUUGUUUUACUGGUGUUUCUCGUUGGUUCCAGCGUGACGCUCCUGCUUAGAAUGCUGUGUGGCUCCCAGCAGAUAAAACUUACCAGACUGUAUGUGACUAUUGGGCUCACAGUACUCGUCUUCCUCCUCUGUGGCUUUGCCUGGGGAAUUGAGUGGUUCCUUGUUGUGUUCUUUAAAUGUGAUGUGAAUAACUUCCUACAUUUUAAAGAAACCCCAGAAGUCCUGGCUUGUGUUAACAGCUGUGCCAACCCCAUCAUUUAUUUCUUUGUUGGCUCUUUUAGGCAAAAGAGGCAACAGCGGCAGAUCCUCAAGUUGAUACUACAGAGGGCUUUGCAGGACUUUCCUGAAGUGGAGGAAAGUGAAAGAAGCCCUGGUGGGAGGAACUCCACCACUCAGGAGCCCUGA
Messenger RNA from Sorex fumeus (smoky shrew), 1035 nucleotides. Its product is annotated as mas-related G-protein coupled receptor member X2-like. Lineage: Eukaryota; Metazoa; Chordata; Mammalia; Eulipotyphla; Soricidae. Gene Ontology annotation, cellular component: membrane. The record is from RefSeq and is a predicted model, not a curated record. The transcript has a single exon. Gene Ontology annotation, biological process: G protein-coupled receptor signaling pathway. Bases 1 to 1035 code for a protein of 344 amino acids. Gene Ontology annotation, molecular function: G protein-coupled receptor activity.